This is a messenger RNA of Phodopus roborovskii (desert hamster), 1504 nucleotides long. RefSeq names its product G-patch domain containing 4 (gene Gpatch4). Gene Ontology annotation, molecular function: nucleic acid binding. The coding region runs from base 169 to 1410 and encodes 413 amino acids. Gene Ontology annotation, cellular component: nucleolus. Lineage: Eukaryota; Metazoa; Chordata; Mammalia; Rodentia; Cricetidae. The transcript has 8 exons. The record is from RefSeq and is a predicted model, not a curated record. Gene Ontology annotation, biological process: regulation of ribosome biogenesis.
CAGGGCGUCUCUAUGGUUUUUUGUAUCCUAGAAGGACCGAAGUGCACUUCCGGGAAUAUGGCGACACCCAAGUCGGUAUGGCACGUGCUGCCUCGGAACGCGCACUGAAGGAUGGUGCCACAUCUUCUUCACUGGUGAGAGCCUGAGGACAGAGCCUCUCUGCCCACCAUGAGUGCCACCCCAGAGGUCAAGAGUCGUGGGAUGAAAUUUGCUGAAGAGCAGCUGCUAAAACAUGGAUGGACUCAAGGCAAGGGCCUGGGCCGGAAAGAGAAUGGCAUCACCCAGGCCCUCAAGGUGACACUGAAGCAAGAUACCCAUGGGGUGGGACACGACCCUGCCAAGGAGUUUACAGACCACUGGUGGAGUGAUCUCUUCAACAAGACUGCAGCCAGCUUGGUAGUGGACACAGGGAAGGAUGGAGUGCAGAUAAGGCGCCUUUCCACGGAGACCGCCCAGCGCAGUCACCCCAAGUCCAAUUUGCUGUAUCAGAAGUUUGUGAAGACAGCCACACUAACCUCAGGUGAAGAGAAGCCUGACAGAGAGAGCGGCAGUGCUGAUGACAGCCACGAGCCCAGGCCUCCAAAGAUUCUGACCGAUGAGAUGCUUCUCAAAGCUUGUGAGGGGCGAACAGCACACAAGGCUGCCCGGAUUGGAAUCACAAUGAAGGCCAAGCUUGCUCGCCUGGAGGCCCAAGAGCAGGCCUUCCUGGCUCGGCUCAAAGGCUCAAAGGAUAUGGGCACCUCUCAACCACAGACUGACAGGGAACCCUCCCACAAAAAAAAGAAGAAGAAAAAGCAGAAACAGGAGGAAGAGGCUGCAACAACAGAAAAGAAUGUAGAUGAGGCGCUCCUAGAACACACUGACCCUCACAGCUUCAGGAAAAGCAGGAAGAAGAAAAGGAGGCAGAAAGAUGAGAGAGAGGGGUCAGCUGUAGGAAGUGGGGAGGAGGAGGCUGAAGGAGCAAGCGGGCCUGGAGAACUGAGCACAGAGCAAUCUGAUCAGCCUUCUAGGAAAAGGAAGAAAAAGAGGAGACGGCACCAUGAAGAAGAGGGGGAGAUGGGAGUCUAUGAUAAAAGAGGCAGAGAUGUGACAGGCAGGCCACAGGCAGUGGACAGUGCAGCAGAGACAGACCCACGGAGAAGCAGCAAGAAGCCUCAGCAGUGUGGGAGUGACCUGGACACCCAAGAUGAAGAAGGGAAGAAUAGCCUAACAAAAGGAGAGAGAAAGGUCAGAAGAGGCAAGAAGAAAAGACAGCAGUGUUGUGAGGAGGUGGCUUUGGGUGUGAGCAAUGAAGAUGAUGAUGGCAGGACUUGGGAAGUAGAGAAGGAAGGUGAGAGAAGUCAGCCACACCCAAAGGAGAGAGCUGGCAUCAACAAGCCAGCCAAAGACAAGAAGCGGAAGAGGGACUAAAGGCCUACAGUAUAGCUCUGCUGGCUCCUUACAGGGUGGCCUGGGUUUGCACAGGGUUUCUUCACACCCUCUGCAGACAACCCGGGAGCACCAG